AUGGCAUGGCAGCACUGGCUGCUAGGCGACGGCUGCCCCAGCUCUCGCGAGAGCGGCGCGCCGGUACCCCCAUCCCUUGAGGAGGUACCGGUGUCUCCUCACGGUGCUGCUGAGGGGUUGAUGUCGGUAAACGGGGGUUUAGCGGCCGCGGAGCCGCUGAGGAACCCCCUGCCCGUGCUGUGCUGCUGGGAGCUGAACUCACACGGAGCAGAGCUAACACCAGCAGAGGAGGAAAUCAAGGAGCAGCUAGAUGGAGAUGCUGACCGUGAAACCCGCAUCUGCGGCUGGGCUGGGCUGUGCCGCCCCUCGGAGCUCUCCCCUCCGCCCCCAGCAGCAGCCGCAGCCCCGGGUCCCUUGUGCGGCUGCGGGGAGGGGCCGCGGCGGCUUCCCCUUGGCUCUCAGCACCGACCGCAGGAAGGCGCGGCUGGGGCGGGGAGGGGACGGAACGGGAGGAAGGAGCGGAGCCUCCCCCUGGGGUGGGCAGCGGAACGCAGCUCCGCUCGGCUGCCGGCCCAUGCCUCGGCGUGUGCAGUGAGCGCGGAGGGAGCCGCGGUGCGGCGGAGGGCGGACGGGCCAUGUCGGAAGCGGAGAGCGGGGCUGCAGGUAAGGGGGAGCGGGGCCGGGUCCCCGCCGCAAUGCGGGAGCGCUGCCGCCGGCGGGCGCGGCACAGCACGGCCCUGGCUUAUCGGGGGAAAUGAUCUGGAGCCGGAGCCCCGUCCGGAGGAGGAGCGGGCGGGAGGCGCAGACAAUGUCCCGGCGGCUGCGGCCGCACCAGGGGCAGGCACUGCUCCAGUCCCGGGGAGGGGUUUCAAUGCGGAGCUGCAGUGGUCCCUGGGGAACCGUGCUGAAACAGAUGCAGUUUCCACAUCUGCUUACUCAUCACCAGCCAAAAGUCUGGGAGACCCUGGAAUCACUCCACUGUCUCCAUCACAUAUUGUGAAGGACUCUGAUGCAGAUGAUGCUGUAGAACAGUUAUUUCUUGUUGUUGUGGCUAUUGAUUUUGGCACAACAUCCAGUGGCUACGCCUACAGCUUCACCAAGGAACCAGAAUGUAUUCAUGUAAUGAGGCGAUGGGAAGGUGGAGAUCCAGGCGUAUCCAAUCAGAAGACACCUACCACUAUCCUCCUAACACCAGAGAGGAAGUUUCAUAGCUUUGGGUAUGCAGCAAGAGAUUUCUACCAUGACUUGGAUCCCACUGAAUCAAAGCACUGGUUGUAUUUUGAAAAGUUUAAGAUGAAGCUACAUACCACUGGUAAUCUUACCAUGGAGACAGACCUGACAGCUGCAAAUGGCAAAAAAGUCAAAGCACUUGAGAUAUUUGCUUACGCUCUGCAAUACUUUAAGGAACAGGCAUUAAAGGAGCUCAGCGACCAAGGGGGCUCAGACUUUGAAAACACUGAAGUAAGAUGGGUCAUUACAGUGCCUGCUAUAUGGAAGCAGCCUGCAAAGCAGUUUAUGAGACAAGCCGCCUACAAGGCAGGAAUGGCGUCUCCUGAAAAUCCCGAGCAGUUGAUCAUUGCCCUGGAACCUGAGGCUGCCUCUAUCUACUGCCGAAAGCUCCGCCUGCACCAGAUGAUAGACCUGAGCAGCAGGGCACCUGUCAAUGGUUACAGCCCAAGUGACACUAUCGGAACUGGAUUUACACAGGCGAAGGAACACAUCCGUCGUAAUCGACAGAGCCGGACCUUUAUGGUGGAAAAUGUCAUAGGAGAGAUCUGGUCUGAACUGGAGGAAGGUGACCGUUACAUCGUAGUUGAUAGUGGAGGAGGCACAGUGGAUAUAACUGUCCAUCAGAUCAGGCUCCCUGAAGGACAUCUUAAGGAGCUAUACAAGGCAACAGGUGGCCCAUAUGGUUCUCUAGGCGUGGACUAUGAAUUUGAAAAGCUCCUGUGUAAAAUAUUUGGAGAAGAUUUUAUUGAGCAAUUUAAAAUCAAGCGUCCUGCUGCCUGGGUAGAUCUGAUGAUAGCGUUUGAGUCCCGUAAACGGGCAGCAGCUCCAGACAGGACCAAUCCACUAAACAUCACUCUGCCUUUCUCCUUCAUUGAUUAUUACAAGAAGUUUCGGGGUCACAGUGUAGAACAUGCCUUGAGGAAAAGCAAUGUGGACUUUGUGAAGUGGUCCUCCCAGGGAAUGCUGAGGAUGAGCCCGGAUGCAAUGAAUGCUCUUUUCAAACCUACAAUUGACCAGAUCGUUCAGCACCUUAGUGAUGUGUUUGAUAAGCCAGAAGUGACCAAUGUCAAGUUUCUGUUCCUGGUGGGUGGCUUCGCUGAAUCCCCCUUACUCCAACAAGCUGUCCAGAACGCUUUUGGUUCGAGAUGUCGAGUCAUCAUUCCUCAGGAUGUCGGGCUCACUAUCCUCAAAGGAGCUGUUCUCUUUGGUCUAGACCCUGCUGUCAUCAAAGUGCGGCGUUCACCUCUCACCUAUGGUGUGGGUGUGCUCAACCGCUUUGUGGAAGGGAAGCAUCCACCAGAGAAGCUUCUAGUCAAAGACGGCACACGCUGGUGCACUGAUGUCUUUGACAAGUUUAUCUCAGCCGACCAAUCUGUAGCCCUUGGAGAAACUGUGACACGCAGUUACACACCUGCCAAACCUUCUCAGUUAGUAAUAGUGAUCAAUAUCUAUAGCUCAGAACAAGAUAAUGUUAGCUUCAUCACUGAAUCUGGAGUGAAAAAGUGUGGCACCCUUCGCUUGGAUCUCACGGGAACUGAUGCUUCAGUGCCAAACCGGCGGGAGAUCAAAACGCUUAUGCAGUUUGGGGACACUGAAAUCAAAGCCAUGGCCAUUGAUGUUGCCACCUCUAAAAGUGUCAAAGUUGGUAUUGAUUUCUUAAACUACUAA
Messenger RNA from Melopsittacus undulatus (budgerigar), 2838 nucleotides. It is a transcript of the gene HSPA12A, whose product is annotated as heat shock protein family A (Hsp70) member 12A. The transcript has 15 exons. The record is from RefSeq and is a predicted model, not a curated record. NCBI's taxonomy places the organism in Eukaryota, Metazoa, Chordata, Aves, Psittaciformes, Psittaculidae. The coding region runs from base 1 to 2838 and encodes 945 amino acids.